GCCGGUGCUUUUAUUAUCUGUGGCGCGCGCAAACAUUUCAGUUCGGCUUCAGACUCCGCGAGAGACUCACGUCUUUAACGUUAGAUCAAAUCUAAAACUUUAUCGAUAUCGAACACGAUACCGAACAUUGACUUUGAAUUUUUGUUGGAAGUGGAUUUCAAAUAAUUGUUAUUGGUGAAUAAGAUGAAGGUUCUUGUUGACGACAAAGUGUCGUGUGUGGGAGAGGAACCGCGGGUGGACGAGGAAACGCAGAAAUUGACCAAGGAAGAAUUAAACAGAGGUUGUCCCCUGGGCGUGUCCCGCGUCACAUCAUCCGUGUUCGUGUGCGGUGCGCACGCGCUGCCCGGCGCGGUGGCGGCGCUGCGGCCCGGGCUCGUGGUGAGCGCCGCGCCGGAGCUCCCGCCCUUCGAGGGGGCGCCGCUGCACUGCGUGCCGCUGCUCGACACCCCGCAUUCUGACAUGCACCCGUAUAUGGAGAGGGUUGCUGAUCUGAUCAAUGAGGUCGUAUCAAGAGGAGAAGUCGUGUUGGUGCACUGCGUCGCUGGCGUGUCAAGAUCUGUCACGCUAUGUCUAGCUUACCUGAUCAAGUGGGAGAAGAUGACGCUGCGGGACGCCUACCACCAUAUGAAACUUAGACGACCGCAAAUUCGGCCGAACACCGGAUUCUUCAAACAGCUGAUCAAGUACGAAGAGAGGUUGUUCGGUGUGCCCUCAGUCAAGAUGGUGUACUGCGAGGCCAUCGACAAGGAGAUCCCGGACGUUUACGAACCGGACUAUAAAGGCAUGAUGUGGUUCCGGAAGAGAUAUGGUCCGAUCGAGAAGUGCUAAUGACUGGACAAGUAUGACUGCGUGUUUAGCAAGAUACUAGUGGGUAUUCUGUGCCAAUAACUGAACUUUAGA
Messenger RNA from Cydia amplana, 900 nucleotides. Its product is annotated as dual specificity protein phosphatase 14-like. Gene Ontology annotation, cellular component: cytoplasm. Gene Ontology annotation, biological process: protein dephosphorylation. Gene Ontology annotation, molecular function: protein tyrosine/serine/threonine phosphatase activity. Bases 184 to 828 code for a protein of 214 amino acids. The record is from RefSeq and is a predicted model, not a curated record. Lineage: Eukaryota; Metazoa; Arthropoda; Insecta; Lepidoptera; Tortricidae. The transcript has 4 exons.